GCAGAAGGUGGCAUGGCGGGAGGCGCCGUUUACAUGUGCUUCUCGCCUUCGCUAUUAAAUGUCACAGAAGUGAUUUGGUGCUUACCACGUUCAGGUCACACACACUCACUGGGAACACGAGGGGAAUUGUUUCCGAGUUUCCCCUGCCAAUAAAGCCGCAGGUGUUGCGUGACAGCUUGAUAGCUCUCGUGUUGUGGACGAAGACCCAAGGGGGGAGGCAGCCUCUCUGUUCCAGAGCCCGUGCGACCCGAAGGCAUCCCUGUGACGCCCCGCCACCGCUUCUGCAGGACCCGCCGGCGCCACAGGAAGGACUCCAGGAUGGGUUGUUGCGGCCGCUUCUGGAAGGACUUCAGGAGGGAGUGGAGCCUCAGGAACUGCAAGCUCGAACACCCGGAGCCUCACCUCUUCCUGGCGGCUGAGUGGCAGGGCGGAGAGCGGAGGGGCGUGAAGCUGUGGUACGUGCUGUACCGGUGGGCGUGGGCGCUGUACCACUUCUCCUGGUGGGUGGCCAGCCUGGUGAGCGAGGGCGGCGUGAACUCGUCCCUCGGGAGGAAGGCCUACCACUUCAUCUACCUCACAAACUGGUCUUAUAUCUCCAUCGUGGUGAUGACGACGACCCAGGCGACCAUCGUGACCUUAGCCUACCUGCAGGGGCGCGGCAACCCCAGCCCGCCCAAGACCAUGAAGACGCGGCUCAAGGUGUUGUGGGUCAUGCAAAACCUGGUGUAUCUUCCGGCGCUCCUCAUCACAGCCGCCUACUGGAGCGCCAUCUAUGAUCCACAGUCCCCCGUGACGGCCCUCAACGCCGAAGUCCACAUCAUCAACUCCGUCUACGUCAUCAUUGACCUCAUGAUCGUCGCCGGUCCCGUCCGCGUCAUGCACUUCUACAUGCCGCUGGUGUUCAUGUUCGUCUACGCCGCCUUCACCCUCGUGUACUGGGCGACGGGCGGCACUACGCCCGAAGGGAACUCGGCCAUCUACCCCAUCCUCGACUGGGACAACCUCAAGGUCACGCUGCCCUUCGUCAUCUGCUGCACCAUCUUCAGCCCGUUGAUGCAGGCCGUGGUGUGGCUCAUCACCUGGGGCAGACGGACCUCGCGGGAGCAGUGUUGCCAGCGCUCCGGGGCGGCCAACCUGCCCCACGAGAACACCAUGGACGUCAUCAUGGCUCGAGACGCCUCCACGGACAGCGUCGCGGCCAACGUCAACUCAGCGGCCAACAACCUGCCAGUCUAGGCGUCUAAAGGGCGUCGAGGAGGAGGAGGAGGGCCACCAGACGGAGGGGGACAAUGACUCUAUCCUGAAGGACUCCCGGACUCCCCAAUCCUCGGAUCUUCUCUCUUCAGUUCACUCCACUACUGCCAUACGUUGUUACCAAGGAAGCCCGGCCGCCGGACCUUCCUCCCGCCCCGAGUAGUCUCUGACAUAGAAAGGACUCCCGCAAGGAGGCUCACCGUGAAGUAUGUUCUGGGAACAUUGUCUUUACCUCGCUCCCUUCUGCAGGAGGGAACACGCCAGUAUUCCUUUGUUUUAAGUAAGAUAUUUGUAUAUAUAAACAGCCAAAGAACUUAGCCGUUUUCGGUGAGAGAGGACGCCAGUUAACCUAAGAAUGAUGUAGUACGUAGGUGUAAUAUUCUGUGUGCAAUGUAUUUAUAAGCUGGUUGUCAAGGAGUGUGGUUGAAGAACUAUGUACAAGAACAUCCGACAAGAGAUACUUAUUUAGUUUUAUAGAGUUUUUGUUUCCUUUUUAACCAUAGGAAGAAAAUAAGGGGGGGGAGACCGAACUCCCUUUGAGAAUCUGCUUUCGUGAAAUCUGCUCUGAAAUCUACGUGAAAGCGUUUAUUUCCGCGUCUAUUUAUUUAGUCUCAUAUGUCAGUCUAUUUACCAUGAAGUUAUAUGUAACGUUUCCUUACAAGAGUAAGCGUGUAAUUUAUCGGUUGUGUGCGUGCUUUGUGAUAUAGUCAGAGGCACCCGAAGGUCACGAGAAAAGUUGAGAGAGCGCAUUUUUUGUUGUUAUUUUUAUGUAAAGAAUUUUAGAUUUUAUAGAAUUUUGAAGGCUUCUAUUUUAGUAUUUGUAGAUUGUUAUUUUACUGAUAUGAGAAAAAAUACAAAGGAUUUUUGUUGUUUAAAAACGUUUUGGAAGAUAUUCAUAUGUAAGCCCGUCAAGAUUUUGUUUAAUUGCGUUUUUUGUAUGGUAUUAUAUCUUUUAUUGAUUUACUGGUAAUGUUUGUGUUAAAAAGAUAACAAGAAAAGUUACAGGCUACCUUGAGAUUAUGUCCUUUAAAACAUGUAUGAUAAACAAAUAAAUAUUUUCUUAGAAUGUUUACGUGCUGGGGAUACAAACCUAAAAAAUAACAUACAAUUUAUGCUAUAUUAUCUCUGUGAAAAAUAUAUAUAUUAAUGUAACUGUUCGCUUUCAUUAUGACAGCUGUGUAAUUUGCUUUGACAAUAGGAACAACAAAGCAAUCAGAUUUUCCAUUAAAUGAGAAAAGCUCAUUGUAACAAAAGUAAUAUAUAUAUAUAUAUAUAUAUAUAUAUAUAUAUAUAUAUAUAUAUAUAUAUAUAUAUAUAUAUAUAUAUAUGAAUGGAAUUGAGUAAUUCUUCAAUGCAAAAUAUAUAAUCAAAGCCUAUAUCACAUCUUCAGAAUUGAUUGAACGUAAGUUUAAUGAUUAACGUAAUUAAGAAGAAAAUGUGAUAUCAAAUCAUUAAUUACGUAUUUUGUCCCAGGAAUUAUCAGUAACUCAAUCAUAUUCUCUUCAGAUAUAGUACGAAAGGGAAAUUCGAAAAUAUACAAACAGUAUAUAUUCAUAUAUGUUCUGUGUCCAUGUCGAUAGAUAUUAUCACUGUUUUUCGGGGUAUAUAUAAAUCCGACUGCAAUAUCAUCUACUUAUUGACUGUCACAAGCUUUAAAAAAAAGGUGAUUUAAUUCCUUUUAUUUGUAGGUAUCUGUUCAAAAAAGUAGAUAAAUAAAAUAAAUAACCACUUACAAUUCCUUUAAAAAAAACUCUGUUAUGGAUUGAAUUAUUGAUCUGCAACAGAGAUCACAUUGCAGAGAUUAGACAGAAAAAAAGGAAUUUGAAAUACAAGUAGGUUUAAAUUUUAGUGUUUGUACUCCGUUUUCUAUAUUGGUACGAGAUAAAAAAAAUAUAUACAUAGGAUAAAU
Messenger RNA from Penaeus indicus, 3163 nucleotides. RefSeq names its product protein rolling stone-like. Bases 319 to 1236 code for a protein of 305 amino acids. The transcript is spliced from 8 exons. Lineage: Eukaryota; Metazoa; Arthropoda; Malacostraca; Decapoda; Penaeidae. Gene Ontology annotation, cellular component: membrane. The record is from RefSeq and is a predicted model, not a curated record.